Molecule: messenger RNA, 1062 nt
Organism: Prunus armeniaca (apricot)
Lineage: Eukaryota; Viridiplantae; Streptophyta; Magnoliopsida; Rosales; Rosaceae
Source: the annotation of a GenBank genome assembly
AUGGCAUGCUUGUCGUACCAGACGUGUGCGUUGAUGUCAUCGUCGUCAUCAUCAACACCAAAGACACAGUCUCGCACGUGCCAUCUUCGUGUUCGUGCGAAUACAGUAGUAGCUGGAGCGAGCACCAAGAAGACGAGUGGGUUGAGGAGAUUGAACGCGGUUGCGGAGACGGGGGCGAUGGAGGUCGUGGAGCUGAAGAAGGGGAUAGCUGAGCUGUACGACGAGUCGUCUGGCUUAUGGGAGGACAUCUGGGGCGACCACAUGCAUCACGGCUUCUACGACCCAAACGCCGACGUUUCGGUCUCUGCUCCAGACCACCGCGCUGCCCAGAUUCGCAUGAUCGACGAAGUCCUCCGAUUCGCCGGCAUUUCUGAGCAAGCCCCAAUCAGAGGGCCUAAGAACGUGGUUGAUGUUGGGUGCGGGAUUGGGGGCAGCUCCAGAUACCUGGCAGGUAAAUAUGGGGCCAAUUGCAAAGGCAUCACCCUCAGCCCUGUUCAAGCGCAGAGGGCCAAUGCUCUUGCUGAUGCUCAAGGGUUGGCCAGCAAGGCUUCCUUUCAAGUUGCAGAUGCUCUGGAUCAACCAUUUCCUGAUGGGCAAUUUGAUCUGGUCUGGUCCAUGGAGAGUGGGGAACACAUGCCUGACAAAGCAAAGUUUGUGAAUGAGUUGGUUCGAGUUGCUGCCCCAGGAGCAACAAUAAUAUUAGUGACAUGGUGCCACAGGGAUCUUGGUGCUUCUGAAAAAGCCUUGAAGCCAGAGGAGGAAAAGCUUCUGGACAAGAUAUGCAAUGCUUUCUAUCUUCCUGCCUGGUGUUCUACUGCUGAUUAUGUCCAAUUACUUCAGUCUCUAUCCCUCCAGGACAUCAAGGCAGAAGAUUGGUCUCCGUAUGUUGCCCCAUUUUGGCCAGCUGUUAUACGCUCGGCAUUGACAUGGAAGGGUUUCACAUCGCUCUUGCGCUCCGGAACAAAAACAAUAAAGGGUGCAUUGGCAAUGCCAUUGAUGAUCCAAGGUUUCAAGAAGGAUCUUAUCAAGUAUUCCGUUAUUACAUGUCGAAAGCCCGAAUAA